AUGCUAGUGUCAUCGUCUGCUAAAUAUUGCAAUCGCAAUAUAUUAAUUUUCUUGUUAUUGAUGACUCAGUUAUUGAGUAUAUUGGAAGCGUUGCCAUUCAAAAGAUUUGAUAUAAAUAAAUUUGGAAUAUCCAAAAAUAUCCAAAAAUUUUCGGAGCAACAACUAAAACCAAAAACAAUAGAAACCAGAGAUUCUACAUCGGAAUCAUAUUAUUUCAUACAACCGAUUGAUCAUUAUAACAAGAAUCAAGGUCAAUUAAAACAACGGUACUUUGUUAAUUCGACUUUCUAUAAGUCAGGCGGUCCAGUUUUUCUUUACAUUGGUGGCGAAAGUGCAGUUAAGACAUCUACAGUGGAAUACAGCGGAGCAAGUGAAUUAGCCGCAAGCUUAAAUGGUCUCUUAGUUGUAGUCGAACAUAGAUACUACGGUGAAAGCAUUCCCGACAUUCCUAACAUGAAAUCCGAAAACCUAAAAUUCCUAAACACUGAUCAAGCAUUGCGAGACUUAGCAAACUUUGUCAGCAAUGCUCCAUCUUCAUCAUUAUCACCAUUAAAUACAAUCUCCAAAAACUCAAAAUGGAUCUCAGUUGGCGGUUCAUAUGCCGGCAACUUAGCAGCAUGGUUUCGUAGUAAAUAUCCAAAACUCAUAUUUGCAGCGUAUGCCUCCUCAGCACCUGUAAAAGCAGAACUAAACUUUUUCAAAUAUGAUCAAGCAAUCGCCAAUAGAAUCCAAUGCCGUGAUCUCGUCGGCAAAUCUAUCGAGUACAUCGAUGCAAUAUUGACCUCGGGAAAUCGAAGCGCAAUCGACGACCUAAAGGACCAAUUUGGAUUGGGCACGAUUGAAGACGACAAAGAUUUUGCGUCGGCUUUGAAUGAUCCGUUUAUUUCAAUGGUGCAAUCACCUACUUCGUCUAGUCAACAAGAUUCGAUUAAAAUGUUUUGCGAUGUAGCUACUAAUUCGCCUGAUCAAUCACCGAAAGGGUUGACUGCUACUUAUGCUGAGGGGAUGAAGCAGUUCUUGCAAAUAAAGGGAUAUACAAGUACAAAUAAGAUUCUUAAAGAUAAAAUUGCUUGGUUGUGGCAGUACUGUAAUGAAUUUGGAUAUUAUCAAACAGCACCCAAACCACCUUCCCUUCGCUUACGCUCAAAACUAAUUGAUGUCGAUUACUAUCAAAGCCAAUGCAAUUUUCUCUGGCCCGACAUUCCAAACAAAUCACCUAAUGUCGAUCGCACAAACAAAAUCUACGGCUCAACCAACACAAUAAUCUCUCGUGUAGUGUACGUGAACAACGAUGGUGAUCCGUGGUUCCCGUUAACAGUCAGUAGCGACGAUGCAAACCGAGAAAGUACUCAAGACACACCAAUUUUAGUGGUUAAAGGUGGUGCACAUGUGACUGAUUUGAAAACUCCCACGUCUGUUGAUUGGGACUCCUUAAAACAAACGAGAUUGAACGCGAGAAAUUAUUUGAAGACGUGGUUGGAUAUGAAGUGCUCCAAUGAUAAUUGCGAUAAUUAA
Messenger RNA from Ambispora gerdemannii, 1515 nucleotides. NCBI's taxonomy places the organism in Eukaryota, Fungi, Glomeromycota, Glomeromycetes, Archaeosporales, Ambisporaceae. The record is from the annotation of a GenBank genome assembly.